Messenger RNA from Entrophospora sp. SA101, 234 nucleotides. Lineage: Eukaryota; Fungi; Glomeromycota; Glomeromycetes; Entrophosporales; Entrophosporaceae. The record is from the annotation of a GenBank genome assembly.
AUGGCCGAGAUAUUACCUAUUGGGGCAUUAGGGCUUAUUAUUUGGAAUAAAGAAAAAUCUACGAAGUCCAAAUCCGAAAAUGGUUCUGAUCGAAGUAAAAUUUCAGCGAUGAUAAGCGUAAAAUUAACUGGAAAAAGACAAAGAAGCAGUGAUGAUGUAGGUUUAUUUGGCUCGCAAGAAAGUGAAGACGAUAAAAAACAUAAAGCAAAUAUGGCUCGUUUAUUUUCUAAUUAA